CUAAAAGACGGCCGCUGCCAAUGGACGGCAAAAGCAGCUUCACGAGGACGGGCAGGGAACGAAGGAAUUUAAGAUUCAAUUCAACAUCCGCAAUCCACCUGCUUGACCCACAGCAGCCAGUUCGCGAAGGCGGAGGCGUGUCCCGUUUCGAGGGUCUCUGUUAGUCAGACGCUUGGCAAUAUCGUUCUCUAAAGUACACGGACAAAAGGAGGGUUUUGGCUUACUUAUUCUGUUGCUGCACAAACGUUCCACUAUGUCGGUCGGAGAGCAGCACUUUUGUUUCUCGCUCGGUCUGGGACCGGUUCCCGGCGCCGUCGACCCCGUGUAGGAAUUGCCUCCAGGGCUUGAUUUCGGGACUUUAGACGCUCGCAAUAUGUUUUCUUGUUUGAUUAUGCGAGACAAACAGUGCCCAGAUCUUCCGGCUGCGAGCCGGAAAGCGGGGACUCGUCAUUCGCAUCAUGUUCUGGGAAGGGGGGCGGUAGAACCGCUACCCGCCCCCGUCGGUGGAUUGUUUCGGUCCGCACGCGUUGUUUCGGGGCCAAUCCCGGUCACGAGAAAGUUGCGUACUAACCCUGUGAUCAACGAGUCCCCCAAGCUCCUUAUUUUUAAAGCCUUUGAGUACUUCGUGGAACCAAAGUCGACACCUAAGUGUGGGUCGCAUGACUCGAGACUGACACUAGCGCAGCGCUGUCUGUACCCCAGGACAAGGCGUGCGCAAUGCAGAUGCGAAGACAGCGAGUCGGGUCAGCGGCAAGAAGCGAGAUUUUCUUCAGUGUUAUCGAUUUGCCUUGCCACUCGGCUUAUUAUUUGGUGCUUCUUCUUAGUCUGUGUUGUCUCGGCAUCCGACUUGCCACCGUCCUCAUCGGCAUCGCAUCGGCGGGGACUAGAGAGGCGUGAUGUCAAGGGUAAUCUACAUUCAGAUGAGAAGCGUUUUCCAGGAUCCAAAAAAGUGGAUGUUGUUCCCGGCGCUCCGCCUUCUUCCGGCUCCGAAGGACACCAGCAACUAGCACCAGAAGCUUCAGACGUUUCCGGGGAGGGGGCGCGAGAGCGUGUACAGAACGAAAGUUCCAGAGAUAUUCCGUCAUCCAUUGGUACGCCUGGUCCUUCAGAGGGAGCCGAUGGAGUUUCCUUGGAUGGCACGAAUCUUCCAAAGGAUGCACUGCUGAGCACGAAGAACGGCAGUGCUGCGGCUGGUGUCUCUGCGGUUGACACGAGCGGGACUCCUGCACAGACCCAUGGCUCUGUGAUUUCGUCCAGCGAUCUGGGGCGGGACCAGGAAGGAAUUUUUUGGCAGCAGGGAGAGGAAACUUCCGAGACAAACAACGGUUCACCACUCGCCGGAUCGGAUGUGGAGGUCGGUCCGUCAUCUCGAGAAGCGACAGGCAGUGGUCCUGCAUUCGCUGGCAACAAAGAGGAGACCGGACCCCCCCUCGAGGACCGAAAGGGUCCGGGGGAAUCAGGACAGACACGCCUGGAUGCCGUAGAUUCUUCAAGCUCGACUCUGCCCCACGGUCAGGAAAAAAACGUCACUGGAGACGUGGCAGCGAGCGGGGGACUGAGCAGAGAUGAGAGUGGCGGCUCUAGUGGACUUUCGAGAGGCGGAAGAUUUUCCCGCUAUGCGGGCGACUUGGUGCUAAAAAGGUCUGCAUCACUGGAUGGUGAGACCAAAGGAGAGUGGCGCCCAGUCCGGCACGAAGGAAAGGGAACAGGGCUUCCCCCGUAUGCGGGCAGUGGAGGAAACGACCACCAUGACAGCCCCCCGUCAGACACAGGCGCUGCGGCUCUCUUUGCACCAGCCCUUUAUCGCCGCAUGUGCCUGAAGGUCCUCGUCCAUGACGAAUCUGCGCGGUUAUUCGCCGUACUUUUGCUCCAUCAUCUCGAAUGGCCAACGUUCACAAAGUACCGUCUGGGAACUGCUAUGUUUAUCAACAACCUCCGGAGGAAAGCUUCGAGUUUCGACGAACACCGGGACCCGCAGUAUGCCUUCUUGGAUUGGUGUCCGCUCCACAAAAUCGCAACGAGAGGUUUGAGCUAUCUUCGGACUCGCGUCCACCGGCGCUCCGACCUCCGGAUGAUUAAGCGGGAGCUGAUGACCUCGAGUCGAGAGUUCAGUUACAGUCUACGUCACUUGCCUGCGGUGCGGAAGCAAGUGAGCUCCCGCACGGGCUUGUUUCAGGCGCUACUCGUCACCUGGGACCUUUUUGCGACGUCCAUUGUGAAGUUCAAGCUUUUCGAAGUCGAGGACCCAUCGGCACUCACGACGCUUGGCCAACAGUCGCGCUACUUCAUGGAUCUCGCCAAGCACGUACUUGAUCUGUGGUUCAGCGAACGGGCGUUCUUCGUCCCCCUGAUGUGGGCCUAUGGAAGCUUCGCACCCGUCGUCAAUGAUGCCCCGUUCCGCCGGCCGCAGCAGAGCACGAGUAUUCUACUGAUGGACGGCAUGCGUGACUAUCUUUUUGGGGAGCGUCCACACCAUCAAAUGGGGGCAGGGAUGCUGUAUACGAGCCGUCAGCUGGACGCUCUUCGCUGGCUGGAGAACCACGUGAAGGAUGCCGUUUACCAUAAGCUUCGAAAGGCGUUGCGUCGCUUCCAGGGAUUCCCGAUGGUGUCUUCAUCGUCGACAUUGUUUGACCGGGAGCGCCGUUCGCCGUUCGUUUCGGAGAACGUGCCGUUUGUCGAUCAUUUUCCGGCGCUUUUCCGGGACAAACGUCUCCCGACGGUCCAAGUCACGGGGUACUUCCUGCGAGGCGAGCGGGGGGACGAAGUAAAGGCGGGGGUUUUCGGCGACAAUAUCGCAGACGAACGCAUGGAAGAGUUGAUGGCGGGUCUUCCGGCCCACAGCGCUCUGCUCCAGCUGACCAUGGUUGACGCAUGGGCGUGGACUAGAUGCGACGACUACGAAGACGCCUCACACGGAGACGGGGGGGCGCAUCGGAACCACACUGCCUUGACCGGGCAGAGCUGGGCACCGUGUCCAAAGGGGUCUCAGGACUUCGCAGUGCCUCUUGGGCGCUACCUUCCUGUCAGCACAGCUUCGCAGCUCCUCAACAUCGAGCUGAGGUGGGAUCCGUCGCUGCUGAAUGCAGCGGGGCGAACAGUAAUUCUCCUGAACGACAUCGUCGACCUUGACAGCGCCAGCGUGCAGAGUGCAGAAGCGGAUCCGGCGACGGACUUGGAUAUCCACGCAGUGCUGCUUCUUCCUGUUCAAGACUUCACCAGCACUGAAGACGUGCGGCGCGAUGUCGUUCGCCUAGUCUCUUGCCACACACCCUGCCAUCUGUAUGCCAAAUCGUCGCAACCGAGCGGGAUACUCGACCCGUCGCGCGUCAAGAUUCUCGGGACGGCUCGGUGGGUCGGCAGCGAUCAGCCACGGCUCCUGUUGGGGGAGUUCGGCCGCGGGAUCUCGUCGCAAGGCGUCCAAGGAUCUCUCGACCUGCUCGAAAAGGGACACAUUCUCGUCCACAUUUCAAUCACCGGUGUUGCCAGAGCGCCCCGGAAGCCCGAGGACGCAACCUCAGACAAAAGCCCCCAGGCAGCGGCUGCGGCGGACGGAGCAAGCCCAGGUUCAGCGAACGGGCAAGGCAACGGGAAAAGCACGCCGCGAGACAGGCAUGGCGUUUCUGGUGGAGGCGGCGAAGCUGGACUGGGAGCGCACCCCGCGACUGGCUGGGGUAUCACAGCGAAAGAGGCCUUCCGCAGGCUGAUGCGCCGCACGCAUGGAGGGCCCGCUCGCGUUGUGUAUAUACAACUGUCUGCCGAGGAGUUGCGAAAGGCCAAGGUGGACAAGAAGAAACAGCGCCGUGGAGGUCGCAUCCCGUGGGUUGCUGUGGCCAUCUCGAACAUGUGUGUAGUUUUUUUCUUUCUGAUAAUCUUCAUGUAUCUCCAGUGGCGUAGACAUGUGGACUUGCCCUGGUGGCUCAAAUGUGUGUGUACGAGUGCGGCUCCGUGGGUGGAGGAAGACGAUUCUUCGGAGGCUGCCGACAGCGACAACCCCGUAGAGUCGUGCGACACUUGUGAAGAUUCUUCUUCAGAGGACGAUCGCUCUUACUCGUCAGCAGUGGAUCCGGACGGUUUCGCGAAAUACAGGAGAGAACGGUCCGCGUCCAUCGGUUCCUGUGGCUUAGCAGGCAGCGAUCUAUCCAGGGCGAGCCGCUACCCGACCGCGGCGUCCGUGCCCCGGAAAGGGGGGUCUGGCCCGUACGAUUCUUAUUUUCAGUCGCCUCUUUCGCUUGCUCCGUUUGUGACGGAGCUCUCUUCUACGUCGGCGGCACUGCGGGAUUUCUCGGGGAACGUAGGAAUGCCUUUGGGCACCUGGUCUGGCAGCGCGUAUCGCUCGCCGCUCUGUAUGCUGUACAGGACCCAGCUCCCCCAUCUGGAGUGGGCGAUGCGCGAGCGAGGAAGUGCACACGCUUCGUUUCCCAGACUCCCGUCCACUUCUUUGUACGCCAGAGGUGGCUACGGCGGUCGGCAUAUGAGUACCGAAUUCUGGUGGCCAUCUUGGAAUAAAGCGGUCCGCAGCAACACGGCUGGCGGGAAAAUUGAGGGGGGGCGCCGGCCUGCUAACACAUUUCCAGGCACUCUUGAGGACGGGGACGAAACAGACGAUGCGGGCACACCCGAACAAGUAGAAAACGAUCUGUGUUCGGGGGCUGGAGAGGAGAGGCUAGAGAAAGAGAGGGCAGAGAAGGUCAAGGAUGAGGAGGGGGAGAAAGUAGAGACGGAGGAGAUGGAGGAGAAGCACGGAACUGCGGAGGGAUGCGACUAUGAACUCGUCGUGAGAUUUGUGGACUCUCGCGAACGCAGGAGCUCGUGGGUAUAAUGCCACGUGGGCAGCGUCCUGCACAUCGCCUGGCGUGCUUUCGGAAAUGUGUUUGUUUGGGAUUCGAUGGAUACUGACUGCGUAUAAAGAUGAUGUUUGUCGAGUCAAAGUAUCCUUUGUCAGGCGGCGUAGACGGGUCGCGCGAGUGUGCGAAAGAAUGGGUUUUGAGGAAGCAGGGAAACGGGGGGUAGAGUGGUAACAUUCCUAUGGUAGCAGCUGCUAGAUCCAUAAGUGGAUGUACUCCCGGUCUGUGCGAUUUGCUGUCGGUUGUCUGGAGUGUCAUUUGCAAUCGUAUGGCCGGGACGUAUUGCUCAUUUUGUGUAUUAUUUAUUGGCCAACUAGGAUACACCUCUCGUGAGGUGGUCUCGGCCAACAGAGAUCCUUGUACUUUUGUAUCGAGAUAUCUCCUCAAAAUUGGAGGUCUAGGCAUGCGUUUAGAUGCAUGUACGCGGCGGCUGUCCCUUCAUACAUUAUAGUGCUGCAGAGAAGACAGCUGUGAAGCCGACGUCACUGCAGCUGAUCGCGUUGAGCACAGUUUGAAGCUCUGUGUGGUAAUCAUUUCAAUACCAGUAAAACAAAUCUGAGAAGCGAUGUUCAUCUGUGGGGAAACACCCUUUUCGGUGGAGAGAUGAAACGGUUUUUCAUCAUUGUUUUUGCAGCGUGUACAUUUUGGCGGGUGGCGGUGAUGGCUGAAUUCCGUCAUCUUUCAUGGGUUACCGUGGCACACCGCUGACGCCCUUAUCCUUGUUGCCUGCCUUGUAAAUGAUUCUUUCCGUGAUGGUAGUGAAUGCAUUUCUUAGUGUCAAGUAGGGGUGGGUGUGAGUCUGUUGCGUCAGCAGAAUCAUGCAGGGUUUCCGGUAUAAUCCUUGUCUAUUCGUCGUCGUCUCCCAGGUGGCUGGCCCCCAUGUCUAUCCACCUUCAUCCUUUGAUAUGCCAUCAGUUGUUCCACUUUUUCUGGAGAGGUACUUUGUGUCCCGCACCCAGAAAAAAGUGGCUUUGGUUCACUAAGCUCGAAUAUGAAAUCAUGAGUUGCUUGUUCCUGAGCAUAUGUAGGAUUUUUGUGAUCUGGGUCCCUGCCGGGGGGGAGGGGGGCAGUUCAUCGCCCAGGUGAAAAAAUCUCUGGUGGUAAAAGGUUGAACUUGAGUGGCUGCAGUUGCGGUCGUUCAGCUCGGUAUUUCUGUUGGUGC
Molecule: messenger RNA, 6006 nt
Organism: Toxoplasma gondii ME49
Lineage: Eukaryota; Apicomplexa; Conoidasida; Eucoccidiorida; Sarcocystidae
Exons: 5
Coding region: 374-4819 (1481 amino acids)
Source: RefSeq, a predicted model, not a curated record